AUGCCAUUCGUUGUUACUGCAGUCGCGACAGUAGUGGAGGUUGGCUCAGGGGUGGUGGUCGUAACGGUAGUAGAAGUUGGCUCAGGGGUCGACGUCACUUCUAGAGUCGUAGUCGGCUCCGCGGUAGUCGUCGGUUCUGGAGUCGUUGUUGUCGGCUCCUCGGUAGUUGUUGGCUCCGGAGUAGUUGUUGUUACAGUAGUGGUAGUUGGUUCCGGGGUAGUGGUGGUCACGGUGGUAGUCGUUGGCUCUACAGUCGAAGUAGGUUCUUCAGUAGUCGUCGGGACUGUGGUAGUCGUUGGUUCCGGGGUAGUAGUGGUGACAGUAGUGGAUGUUGGCUCCGGGGUGCUCGUCGUAACGGUAGUAGUAGUCGGCUCCUCGGUAGUCGUCGGCUCUGGAGUCGUUGUAGUGACGGUAGUGGUAGUUGGCUCUACAGUAGUUGUCGGCUCUGGGGUAGUCGUCGGCUCUGGAGUCGUAGUCGGGAGAACGGUGGUUGUCGGUUCCGCUGUCGACGUCAAUUCUAGAGUCGUAGUCGGUUCCUCAGUAGUCGUUGGCUCCGGGGUGGUAGUGGUGGCGGUAGUAGUCGUCGGUUCUGGAGUAGAAGUCGGAACAGCCGUGGUACUAGUGGGUUCUGGAGUCGUCGUUGUUUCCACAGUAGUUGUCCGAACAGCCGUAGAGGGCUCAGCGGUCGUAGUCGGCUCCUCGAUUGUCGUCGGUGCAGCCGUGGACGUUGGUUCUACAGUAGUUGUCGGUGCAGCCGUGGACGUUGGCUCCGGAGUCGUGGUAGGAACAGUGGUAGUCGUCGGCUCCGGGGUAGUGGUGGUGACGGUAGUGGUAGUUGGUUCCGGGGUUGAAGUCAGUUCUGGAGUCGUAGUCGGCUCCUCGGUAGUUGUCGGUGCAGCCGUAGAGGUUGGCUCUGGAGUGGUCGGCUCAACAGUAGUCGUCGGUUCUAGAGUAGAAGUCGGCUCCGGUGUAGUUGUCGUCGACGAUGACUCAGGGGUAGUGGUCGGAACUGUGGUGGUCGUCGGCUCCGGGGUAGUAGUGGUGACGGUAGUGGUAGUUAGUUCCGGGGUUGACGUCAGUUCUGGAGUCGUUGUCGGCUCCUCGGUAGUUGUCGGUGCAGCCGUAGAGGUUAGCUCUGGAGUCGUGGUAGGAACAGUGGUAGUCGUCGGCUCCGGAGUAGUGGUUGUCGGCUCAGGGGUCGAGGUCAGCUCUGGAGUCGUAGUCGGGAGAGCGGUGGUUGCGGGCUCCUCAGUCGUUGUUGGUUCUGGAGUAGAAGUUGGAAUAGCCGUGGACGUCAGUUGUGGAGUCGUAGUCGGCUCCUCAGUAGUCGUCAAUUCCGGAGUUGUACUUGGAACAGCGGUGGACGUUGGCUCCGUGGUAGUCGGUUCCAUAGUAGUCGUCGGUGCAGCAGUGGAUGGCUCAGCGAUCGGCGAUGGCUCCGGGGUAGUGGAAUUCAGGAGAGCUGUAGUUGUCGGUUCCACAGUAGUCGUUGGCUCUACGGUAGUCGUAGUGGGGACAGUUGACUCAGAUGGCGUAGAUGAAGAAGGGUUUCGGGAAGAUAAUAUCUCAAGUGUACUCGGCAUCAAAGUAGAAGCUUCCAGAGUACUCGGCGAUGGCUGUAAACCAUAUAAUCCUGUAAAAUAA
Molecule: messenger RNA, 1644 nt
Organism: Caenorhabditis remanei
Lineage: Eukaryota; Metazoa; Nematoda; Chromadorea; Rhabditida; Rhabditidae
Exons: 3
Coding region: 1-1644 (547 amino acids)
Molecular function (GO): transferase activity
Source: RefSeq, a predicted model, not a curated record